This is a messenger RNA of Bufo gargarizans (Asiatic toad), 1515 nucleotides long. RefSeq names its product ficolin-1-B-like. Bases 80 to 1108 code for a protein of 342 amino acids. The transcript is spliced from 10 exons. Lineage: Eukaryota; Metazoa; Chordata; Amphibia; Anura; Bufonidae. The record is from RefSeq and is a predicted model, not a curated record.
UGGGACACGCUCCCCGUCUGCAGCAGCAAGGCUAUGGAUACAUAAGCUCUUCAGAGCGGACGGGAGACAAAGAGCAACGAUGAAAGUAUCGCCGCAAUUCGCACUGUGCGUCCUCUGCGGGGUCCUGUCUGGGUAUUGUCAGGAGGAGGACGUGUCCUGUCCAGAAGUGAAGGUCUUAGAAGUUGGGGAUUCUAAGCAGUUGACCAUUCUUCAAGGAUGUCCUGGAUCUCCAGGCAAAGAGGGAGAGCGAGGACUACCAGGAACCAGGGGGAUCAAAGGAGAUCCUGGGCCUGAAGGACCCUCAGGACCCCAGGGACAAAAAGGUCAAAAGGGGGAUCCUGGUAAUGGAGGGCUUCAUGGACCACCUGGAAAUAAAGGAGACAGAGGAUUGCAAGGAGUGCCAGGAAAACCAGGUUCCAAAGGUGACAGGGGUGCCACGUGUCCAAAGGAAUUUACUGGCGCCAAGAACUGUAAAGAACUGAAGAAAGCCGGCUUUGACCUGACAGGAUGGUAUACAAUCUACCCUGAUGGCAGGCGGCCCCUGGCGGUUCUGUGUGACAUGGACACCGACGGGGGAGGCUGGAUUGUGUUCCAAAGACGCAUGGAUGGUUCUGUGGACUUCAAUCGUGUUUGGAGCAGCUACCAGUCAGGGUUCGGUAGUCAGCUGAGUGAAUUUUGGCUUGGAAAUGAAAAUCUCCAUCGCCUCACAAGCUCAGGAUCAUACCAACUCCGCUUUGACUUGGAAGACUUUGAAGGCAACCGGACGUACGCCAUGUACAGUGAUUUCAAAAUCGAGUCAGAGUCUAACCAAUAUGUCCUGCGAUACGGUUCAUUCAUUGGAGGAACAUCGGGUGAUUCACUAGCAACACAAAAAGAUCAAGCCUUCUCCACCAAAGACCAGAACAACGACAAGUCUAGCAGAGCUGAACAAAGCUGUGCCGAAUACUUCAAAGGAGGCUGGUGGUUCGAAGCCUGCCAUUUCUCCAACCUGAACGGGCAAUACUUGAGUGGGCAACACUCAACCAAGGGCCUAGGGAUCAUCUGGUUCACUUUUAGAGACAACUAUUACUCCCUGAAGUCCUCGGAAAUUAAGUUUCGUCCUGUUUAAAACUAGACAGGUCAUAGUCUGGACGAGGUGGUCAGAUUCUUGUCUGCGUGCAGAUCAGAGAACAUGUAAUUACUAUAGACAGAGGUCUUUUAUACAAGGACUGUCAAUAUUGUAGACCCUAAGACCGCUAUGAGACCAUAUGAGGGGGACUCAAAUUGUCCUCAUCCUCGUUCAUCAUAGUCAGUGUGAGCUACUCACAUUGUCUUAUCUCCAAUAGGGCAGGACUGGGGGCAACCAAGUACCAGGUGUCUACCAACUUGGUGGGGGCAGUGUAAAGCAUCACCAAUUGGAGGUCUUUUUUAGUAUAUUCAAUGUGUGUCUCUCUUUCUUUCAUGUACUUUAUCCAGUGAUGUUGUGAGCAGAUGAAUGAGAAUAAAUUCGGAGUCACAAAAAAUAUUUCUGUUGUG